Molecule: messenger RNA, 1762 nt
Organism: Cottoperca gobio
Lineage: Eukaryota; Metazoa; Chordata; Actinopteri; Perciformes; Bovichtidae
Gene: rxfp3.2b
Product: relaxin family peptide receptor 3.2b
Exons: 1
Coding region: 106-1344 (412 amino acids)
Biological process (GO): calcium-mediated signaling; immune response; G protein-coupled receptor signaling pathway
Cellular component (GO): external side of plasma membrane; membrane
Molecular function (GO): C-C chemokine binding; C-C chemokine receptor activity
Source: RefSeq, a predicted model, not a curated record
UUUUAGCGCAGUGGAAGAUAACCUGACACAGGAAUGCUCAAAAUGCCAUCAUCACAAACUUUUUUUUAAUCUCUCUUUUGAAACACACAGCUGUCUGUAACUUUGAUGUUCAAGGUGGCAUGUGAGCAGGAGAGUCCAGCCAUGCAGCUGAAUGAGACUGGAGUUCAAACACUGGCUCCAGAGCCAUGUGAGACGCAGAUACUACAGGAGGACAUCACUGGAAACUGUAGCGGAGGUUCCACCAGCAACCUGUCACUGCACUGCUGGCUGCAGCUCCUCACCAAGGAAUCUAUCCUGGAAUUUCAAGUGGACAACUCCAGUCUUGUGGUGCGUAUGAUGAUAGCUUGUGUCUACUCCAUAGUCUGUGCACUCGGGCUGGUAGGAAACUCACUGUCUCUGUUUCUGCUGCACUCCCGUUACAAGCAGAAGCAAUCAUCCAUCAAUUGCUUUGUGAUGGGACUGGCUAUCACAGACCUGCAGUUUGUUCUGACUUUACCUUUCUGGGCAGUGGACACAGCUCUAGAUUUCCGCUGGCCAUUUGGCCGUGUGAUGUGCAAAAUCAUCAGCUCUGUCACCACCAUGAACAUGUACGCCAGUGUAUACUUCCUCACAGCUAUGAGCGUGGCACGUUAUUACUCUAUUUCCUCCGCGAUGAAGAUGCACAGCCGGCGGGCGGCAACUACUAGAGCAAAGUGGACGAGCCUGGGCAUCUGGACAGUCUCUCUGCUGGCCACUUUGCCUCAUGCCAUCUACUCCACCAGCUUCAAGGUGUCUGAUGAGGAGCUCUGCCUGGUGCGCUUCCCAGACUCAGGCAGCUGGGAUCCACAGCUUCUUUUGGGUCUCUACCAGCUGCAAAAGGUUCUGCUGGGCUUCCUUAUUCCUCUGAUCAUAAUCACUGUCUGCUACCUGCUGCUAGUGCGCUUCAUCCUCAGCCGACGCAUGGCAGGUACAGGGAACCCAGAGAUUGAGCAGGGCCGGCAAAGGCGUCGCUCCAAAGUGACCAAAUCCAUCGUCAUCGUGGUUCUGUCCUUCUUUCUGUGCUGGCUUCCCAAUCAGGCGCUGACUCUGUGGGGAGUGCUCAUAAAGUUUGACCUUGUGCCCUUCAGCAAGGCCUUCUACAAUGUGCAGGCCUACGCCUUCCCUCUGACUGUGUGUUUGGCACACACCAACAGCUGCCUCAACCCUGUGCUCUACUGCUUGAUUCGCAAAGAGUUUCGAGCAGGUCUCAAGGGACUUCUCCUCCAUGCCAGGCCGUCCUUCAGGAGCCUGACUCAUCUGCUGCGUCGCAAAGCCAAAGUAGCCGAGGCGCCGACUGUUCUGGUGCUGGUCCAAAUGGAUGUCUGACUUGGAUGAAAGGCUUUCUGUGUCAGAGGAGUUUAAAGAGUGAAAGACGAACUCACAAAGUAAAUAAGUGAAAGCUGCCUGUAUAGGAUGUGCCCCACUUUUACUGUGUGUUUCAAGAUUCACUCAGAAAAUACUUGUACUUGUUCUCUCUCUCUCUCUCUCUCUCUCUCUCUCUCUCUCUCUCUCGCUCUCUCUCUCUCUCUCUCUCUCUCUCUCUCUCUCUCUCUCUCUCUCUCUCUCUCUCUCUCUCUCUCUCUCUCUCUCUCUCCUCUCUCUCUCUCUCUCUUUCUCUUUCUCUUCUCUCUCUCUCUCUCUCUGACAGACAAUAUGUGUGCUGCUCUCUAGUAAUUGUGUAUUGUGUGUAUAGAUGUCAAUCAGCAAAACGUGCACCCCACAAUAAAACAUUUUUUUUUACGUG